UGGAUGUUGCAGGAAAGGAAAGGAAAGGAGAAUCUCGAGCGAGGACAAAGAGGCAGUGUCUGAGUGACUGACAAGCUGAGAUAAGAUCCAUCAGCAUCUGAUGACAGCGACUGCAUGAAUCUUCCCAGUCAAAGGACCCAUUUUCAUGAUAGACAGUGCCUGUGGCUGGAGGCUCUACACUCAGGGUUUGCCUAUGCAGGCCAAAGACUGCCAGUAUUAGCACAGGGCCUGCCUUCACCUGCAGCAGAAUUCCCCAACCCACCAAGGAUUUGAGACUCACCAGGGAUCCUCACCUGGUUUAGCUGGCUGAUUGAAACCAUUCCUGAGAUUGUGGUCCCCGUUACAUGCUGACAGCUUCUGGAAGCCACAGACAGGAUCUCCUUUCCUCCAACUCAGAAGAAGGUGAUGGAGAAGACAGUCAGAAUUCCAGGGGAUGGGGCACUUUCAUUUCAUUCGAAAAAGAAACUAAAUGUGUGAAAUAUGGAAUAUGCUUCAAUGAAUGAGCACACAUAGUUCCCAUCAAUGACCUCCAACAGGGGAGAAACCACUUAAAGGUAUGGAGAGUGGGAAAAGUUUCACUGAUAGUGGAAAACAUAGAACACAUCAGCAGACUCAAAUGGGCAAGAAAAUAUUCCAAAGCAGGGAGUGUGGGAAGAACUUCAGUAUGAGUGGAAAUCUUAGGAAACAUCAACGGAUUCACACAGGUGAAAAACCAGAUAAAUGUUAUGAGUGCGGAAAGCGUUUUAGUGAUAAAAGAAAAAUUAGAUCACAUCAACGGACUCACACAGGGGAAAAACCUUUUAAAUGCUUGGAGUGUGGGAAAAGCUUCUGUCAGAGUGGACACUUAAGAACACAUCACCAGACUCACACGGGGGGGAAACCAUCUGAAUGCAAUGAGUGUGGGAAGAGGUUCAGACACAAUAGUGACCUUAAAUUACACCAGCGAACUCACACAGGUGAAAAACCAUAUAAAUGUAUGGAGUGUGGAAAGAGCUUCCGUCAGAGUGGACACCUCAAUAUACACCAGCGAACUCACACAGGGGAGAAACCAUAUAAAUGUAUGGAGUGUGGGAAGAGCUUCAGUGUGAGUGGACAACUCAAUAAACAUCACCAGACUCACACAGGGGAGAAACCAUUUAAGUGCAUGAAGUGCGGAAAGAGUUUCUGUCAGAAUGGAGAACUUAAAUUACACCAGUGGACUCACACAGGUGAGAAACCAUAUAAAUGUAAGGAAUGUGGAAAGAGCUUUAGUCUCAAUGUAACCCUUAGAAUACACCAACGGACACACACAGGAGACAAACCAUAUGAAUGUACGGAGUGCGGAAAAAUAUUUUGUUUCAAUGCAAGCCUUGGAAGACAUCAACGGACUCACACUGGAGAGAAACCAUAUGAAUGUAUGGAGUGUGGAAAGAACUUCAGUCAGAAAGGACACCUUAGAACACAUCAACGGACUCACACAGGGGAGAAACCAUAUAAAUGUUCAGAGUGUGGAAAGAGCUUCAGUUUCAAUGCAAAACUUAGAAUACACCAACGGACUCACACAGGAGAGAAACCAUAUAAAUGCAUGGAGUGUGGAAAGAGCUUCAGGCAGAGUGGAACCCUUAGACAACAUAAACGGACUCACACCGGGGAGAAACCAUAUGAAUGCAAGGAGUGUGGGACGAGCUUCUGUUUCAAUGCAAGCCUUAGAAUACACCAACGGACUCACACAGGAGAGAAACCAUAUAAAUGUAUGGAGUGCGGAAAGAGAUUCAGUGUCAGUGGACAACUCAAUAAACAUCACCAGACUCACACAGCAGAGAAACCAUUUAAGUGCAUGGAGUACGGAAAAAGUUUUUGUCAGAAUGGAGAACUUAAAUUACACCAGCGGACUCAGACAGGCGAGAAACCAUAUAAAUGUACAGAGUGCGGAAAGAGCUUCAGUUUCAAUGCAGCCCUUAGAAAACACCAACGGAGUCACACAGGAGAGAAACUCUAUGAAUGUAUGGAGUGUGGAAAGAGCUUCAGUCAGAAUGGAGAACUUAAAUUACACCAGCGGACUCACACAAGGGAGAAACCAUAUAAAUGUACGGAAUGUGGAAAGAGCUUUAGUUUCAAUGUAACCCUUGGAAUCCACCAACGGACUCACACUGGAGAGAAACCAUAUGAAUGUAUGGAUUGUGGAAAGAACUUCAGUCAGAAAGGACACCUUAGAACACAUCAACAGACUCACACAGGGGAGAAACCAUAUAAAUGUACGGAGUGUGGAAAGAGCUUCCGUCAGAGUGGACACCUCAAUAUACACCAGCGAACUCACACAGGGGAGAAACCAUAUAAAUGUAUGCAGUGUGGAAAGAGCUUCAGUUUCAAUGCAAAACUUAGAAUACACCAACGGACUCACACAGGAGAGAAACCAUAUAAAUGUACGGAGUGUGGAAAGAGCUUCCGUCAGAGUGGACACCUCAAUAUACACCAGCGAACUCACACAGGGGAGAAACCAUAUAAAUGUUUGCAGUGUGAAAAGAGCUUCAGUUUCAAUGCAAAACUUAGAAUACACCAACGGACUCACACAGGAGAGAAACCAUAUAAAUGCAUGGAUUGUGGAAAGAGCUUCAGGCAGAGUGGAACCCUUAGACAACAUAAACUGACUCACACAGGGGAGAAACCAUAUGCAUGCAAGGAGUGUGGGAAGAGCUUCUGUUUCAAUGCAAGCCUUAGAAUACACCAACGGACUCACACAGGAGAGAAACCAUAUAAAUGUAUGGAGUGCGGAAAGAGCUUCAGGCAGAGUGGACAACUCAAUAUACAUCAAAAGAAUCACACAGGAGAGAAACCAUUUAAGUGCAUGGAGUGCGGAAAGAGUUUCUGUCAGAAUGGAGAACUUAAAUUACACCAGCAGACUCACACAAGGGAGAAACCAUAUAAAUGUACGGAAUGUGGAAAGAGCUUUAGUUUCAAUGUAACCCUUGGAAUCCACCAACGGACUCACACUGGAGAGAAACCAUAUGAAUGUAUGGAUUGUGGAAAGAACUUCAGUCAGAAAGGACACCUUAGAACACAUCAACAGACUCACACAGGGGAGAAACCAUAUAAAUGUACGGAGUGUGGAAAGAGCUUCCGUCAGAGUGGAUACCUCAAUAUACACCAGCGAACUCACACAGGGGAGAAACCAUAUAAAUGUAUGCAGUGUGGAAAGAGCUUCAGUUUCAAUGCAAAACUUAGAAUACACCAACGGACUCACACAGGAGAGAAACCAUAUAAAUGUACGGAGUGUGGAAAGAGCUUCCGUCAGAGUGGACACCUCAAUAUACACCAGCGAACUCACACAGGGGAGAAACCAUAUAAAUGUUUGCAGUGUGAAAAGAGCUUCAGUUUCAAUGCAAAACUUAGAAUACACCAACGGACUCACACAGGAGAGAAACCAUAUAAAUGCAUGGAUUGUGGAAAGAGCUUCAGGCAGAGUGGAACCCUUAGACAACAUAAACUGACUCACACAGGGGAGAAACCAUAUGAAUGCAAGGAGUGUGGGAAGAGCUUCUGUUUCAAUGCAAGCCUUAGAAUACACCAACGGACUCACACAGGAGAGAAACCAUAUAAAUGUAUGGAGUGCGGAAAGAGCUUCAGGCAGAGUGGACAACUCAAUAUACAUCAAAAGAAUCACACAGGAGAGAAACCAUUUAAGUGCAUGGAGUGCGGAAAGAGUUUCUGUCAGAAUGGAGAACUUAAAUUACACCAGCAGACUCACAAAGGCGAGAAACCAUAUAAAUGUACAGAGUUCGGAAAACAUCAGCAGACACACAGGGAAGUAACGUUUUAAAUGUAUGGCAUGAGCUAGGAGCUUCAGUCAGAGUGGAACCCUUGAUUUACAUCAGCAAAUUCACACAAGAGACAAGCAAUAUAAAUAUCAGGUAAUUAGAUUGAGGCUCAGUCCUAGUGGAAGUCCUACAUCAACAGACUCAUGGCCAGGAAGAACUUUAAGAGUUGACACCCUACAUACCAUCAAGAACUCAAGGUUUUUUGCUGCUCCAGAGAAGCGGACACGGGGCAAUGGAUUCAA
Messenger RNA from Lacerta agilis (Sand lizard), 4036 nucleotides. RefSeq names its product zinc finger protein 208-like. NCBI's taxonomy places the organism in Eukaryota, Metazoa, Chordata, Lepidosauria, Squamata, Lacertidae. The coding region runs from base 557 to 3796 and encodes 1079 amino acids. The record is from RefSeq and is a predicted model, not a curated record. Gene Ontology annotation, molecular function: RNA polymerase II cis-regulatory region sequence-specific DNA binding; DNA-binding transcription factor activity, RNA polymerase II-specific. Gene Ontology annotation, biological process: regulation of transcription by RNA polymerase II. The transcript is spliced from 4 exons.